Molecule: messenger RNA, 2087 nt
Organism: Mercurialis annua (annual mercury)
Lineage: Eukaryota; Viridiplantae; Streptophyta; Magnoliopsida; Malpighiales; Euphorbiaceae
Exons: 5
Coding region: 304-1539 (411 amino acids)
Source: RefSeq, a predicted model, not a curated record
CUCUCUCUACAAAUACAAAUCCCAUAACUCCAUUUCAAACACUCUCUCUCUCUUAAUUCUUUCCUUAAACUCGUCACUCAGUGACUCACUCGCAGCCAUUAAACCUUAACCCCCAAGAAUUUGUUCUCUCUACAAGAAUCUCUUUAUUUGAAGUUUUUUCUUUAACUGGGUCCCUGACUCUGUAAAUCCAGCAAAAAUCCAACUGGUUUUUGCCAUCAUUAAAUCUUAACCCACCACCAAACGUUCCCACACUCUUAAAAGCACCGCUCUUCCUUCUCUUUUCGUUAUUGUUUUGUUUUAAGUAUGGCUGAGAGUUUAGACGACGGUGAGUUUUGGCUGCCGCCGCAGUUCCUCACUGACGACGAUUUGUUCACCGACAAUGAAAAGAAUAACAAGAAUAAUAAUAACACGAAGACUGUGAAAGAUGGGUUUACUUUUGAAACUGAUGUUUUCAAGAAUUUCUUUCCGUUUGAGUUGGGUUCGUACGGGAUUUGCUCCGAUCUCAGCUCUCCGGUUGAGUCUGUUAUCAGUUCUUCUACUGACGAGAGUGACGAAGAAGACUAUAUCGCUGGGUUAACUUGCAAAAUGGCUCGCUCUAAACUUGAAACUCCUACUACUGAAACCGCCAAGGAAGCGGUUUUAUCUGGUUCACCUCAAUCAACUCUCUGCGGAGUUGGAAACGAUGGGUGCAGAUGUAGCCAAGGUUCAAGCCGUGGAAGCCCGAAUGGAGUCUCUAAAGUUUCGUCACCACCGCCGGCGACUUGGGAUUUACUGCAUGCAGCGGCUGGUGAAGUUGCGAAGAUUAGUUUGAAUCAACAACACCGCCAAGAAGAUGAACCCUAUUAUAAUAAUAAUAGUUUUUAUCAUGGCUUUAACAAAGCAAUCGUCGGUCCGCCGCGAAAACUCUCUCCGGUCACUGUUCCGGUCAAUAGCUCAAACCCUAAUUUUGUUGGCCUACAGAACACCACCCAGCCGCAUAAUUCAUUAUCUUACCAGAAGUUACAAGUAUCUCAAUUUCAGCAGAUGAGACAGCAACAAAUGAUGAAGCAGCAGCAACAGAGUGGUGGUAAUGUUUGUUGGGGAAGGCAAACACAAACAGUGGUCCACAGCAACAGAGGAAGAAACCAUGGAAGGUCUAUAGGUUUGUCUCCAUCUGCUUGGCCAACUAUACAGCAGGUUCAACAGCAACCACACAAUCAGAACAUGCGUGCUCUGUUUCUUGGAAAUCCUGCUGCCAAAAGGGAAUCCGUCGGCACCGGGGUUUUCUUGCCUCGUCGAAUCGGUACCCCCACCGAAUCUCGCAAGAAGCCAGCUUGUUCGACAGUUUUACUACCAGCAAGAGUUGUGCAAGCAUUGAAUUUGGAUUUGGACAAUUCGGGCGGUGUUCAGCCGCAAUUUCAGCCUCGUUUCACUCCAGCGGCAAGCGAUAAUGCAGCGAGGUUGCGUAACAGUAAUCAUGUUUCGAAUCAGAAGCGUACUCUUCGGCCACAACCAGAAAUCAACAAUGAAUUGAGGUUACCUCAGGAUUGGACUUACUGACCCGUGAUUUUGUUUUGGGUUACUACAGCCUUAUUAUUUUGUUCUUUGGUUAGAGUUUCUUAGGAAAGUGAAAGGAGAUUUGGAAGUUAAAAUUAGAAGAAAAAUAACAAGCAAAAUGAAAAAUGUUUGUAGUGUUUUUUUUAGUAUAAACACAUAUAGUGUUGUUGAAGCAAAGAAGAAAAGGUUUUUUGGGUUAGAAUUAGGGCAAAAUAAGUGUUUUGUUUUAGGGAAGAAAUAUUAUAAUAUGAUGCAGCAGCAGAAGCAGCAGCUAUGGUUCUUUUUGUUUGGCUAAAGGGAAAAAAAGUUGGGUGGUAAGGGAAAAAAAGAGAUUCUCUUGUUUUGUGUUUCUGAUUACAGGCAAUAUAUUUGAUUUUGGUAUGAUUAGAGAGUCUGUUAAUGAUAUCCAAUAGGGGAGAUUAGUGCCUUGUUUUGCAGGCAAUUAUCUUCUUGUUUCUGUAAUGGGUAUUUUUAUGCUUCAUUGCAAGCCCUAGCCACCCACUCCAAUGGCCAUCAAGUAUUGAAUAAAAUGAAAUUGGAUUUUGAUUUUA